AUGAUACCGAUAGUUGUAGAGCAAACAGGAAGAGGUGAAAGAGCCUAUGAUAUUUAUUCAAGACUUCUUCGUGAACGUAUAAUUUGUUUAAUGGGACCAAUAACUGACGAAAUAAGCUCAUUAGUUGUUGCACAACUUCUCUUCCUACAAUCGGAAUCUAGUAAAAAGCCCGUGCAUCUUUAUAUAAACUCACCAGGUGGUAAUGUUACAGCUGGAUUGGGAAUAUACGAUACAAUGCAGUACAUAACUCCACCUGUAGCUACAUGGUGUGUAGGACAAGCUUGCAGUAUGGCAUCACUGUUGCUAGCGGCAGGUGCUCCAGGUAUGCGUCACGCUCUCCCUAACUCCCGUAUUAUGAUUCAUCAGCCAUCAGGAGGGGUAAGAGGUCAAGCAACUGAUAUACAGAUUCAAGCAGAAGAAAUAUUAAAACUCAAAGCACAAAUUAAUGCUUUGUAUGUAAGGCAUACUGGUUUACAAUUGGAGAGAGUGCAGUCUUCAAUGGAGCGAGAUUGUUUUAUGUCUCCUAUUGAAGCAAAGGCUUUUGGAUUAAUAGAUAAUGUCCUUGAACAUCCACCAUCACACGCAAUGGAAAAUGAGGCUGUUUCUGCAUCAGGAACUACUACCACUAACUGA
Messenger RNA from Parnassius apollo (apollo), 633 nucleotides. Lineage: Eukaryota; Metazoa; Arthropoda; Insecta; Lepidoptera; Papilionidae. The record is from the annotation of a GenBank genome assembly.